CUCACAUUGUCUAUGGUACAUGAUGUUUUUCGGAUGGAGACAAGAGGCAGCUCCUCAGGCUCAAGUCAAGAGCACAAACCCCCUCCUUUUUGUUUGGUGGCGGGAGCUGUGAGAGGGUGGGGGGAGCAGUGUGCGUCACUCUCAGGCUGUGAAAACAUCUGCGCCGGCGGCGUCCCUCAGCAGCAGCAGCAGCACUAGGAGAAGCCGGAGUGUGGGAAGGGGGAGGCAGUUGUUCGGCAGCAGCAUCUCCAGGCACAGGAAAGCGGGUUAUGAUUGCAAUGGCCGUGCUGCUUGGAGCAUGACCAGUCUGGAUCUCGGAACUAAUUAACUGUAUGUUGUGGGAAGAAACCCAUGCAGACACACGGAGAAUAUGCAAACUCGUUGCAAAUAUUACCCAAGCUGGAAACAAUCUCAGUACCCCAGCUCUGCAUGGCAGAUGUUCAACCACCAUAAAGAUGAUUCCAGUGACGGAGUUCCGACAGUUUUCCGAGCAGCAGCCAGCAUUCCGCGUGCUCAAGCCAUGGUGGGACGUGUUCACAGACUAUUUGUCUGUGGUCAUGCUGAUGAUCGGAGUCUUUGGUUGCACUUUACAGGUCAUGCAAGGCAAGAUAAUAUGCCUGCCAAGAGUGCAGCCCAUUCACAACGUUUCAGCCUACAAUGGAUCAAAUUCUAACAUGCCGCUUACUACACCAAAGCCAAUAACACCUGGAACAGUGGAGAUGAAGGGGUUGAAAACAGACUUGGACCUUCAGCAGUACAGUUUUAUUAACCAGAUGUGUUAUGAGCGUGCUCUGCAUUGGUACGCCAAGUACUUUCCCUACCUAGUCUUGAUUCACACUUUAAUUUUCAUGUUAUGUAGCAACUUCUGGUUUAAAUUUCCUGGCUCAAGUUCAAAAAUUGAGCAUUUUAUAUCAAUCUUGGGGAAAUGUUUUGAUUCUCCUUGGACAACCAGAGCCUUGUGCAAAGUAUCUGGAGAAGAGCCAGAAGAAAAGGAUAACAGAAAAAAUAAUCUGAACAAGCCUAACAUAAUCCAAUCAACAUUGGAGAGUCCUUUGGUAAAGACCCAGUCUCUGAAGUCAAUACCUGAGAAGUUUAUUGUGGAUAAAGCUGCUGCAGGUGCUCUGGACAAAAAGGAAGGAGAGCAAGCAAAAGCCUUGUUUGAGAAGGUGAAAAAGUUUCGUAUUCAUGUUGAAGAAGGAGAUCUUCUCUAUGUCAUGUAUGUCCGACAAACCAUCCUUAAAGUUCUGAAAUUUCUGUUCAUCAUCGGAUACAAUAGCGCUCUUGUAUCAGAAGUGAGGUUUACUGUAGAGUGUAAUGUUGACAUACAGGACAUGACCGGAUAUAAUCAUUUCUCUUGCAAUCAUACAAUGGCUCAUCUGUUCUCUAAGCUGUCCUUUUGUUAUCUAUGUUUUGUGGGUGUUUACGGCCUCACUUGUCUUUAUACAUUAUAUUGGCUAUUCUAUCGCUCUUUAAAGGAAUAUUCCUUUGAAUAUGUCCGUUUGGAGACUGGCAUCAAUGAUAUCCCAGAUGUCAAAAAUGAUUUUGCCUUCAUGUUCCACAUGAUAGACCAGUAUGACCCGUUGUAUUCCAAACGCUUUGCCGUGUUCCUCUCUGAAGCCAGUGAAAACAAGUUAAAGCAACUGAACUUAAACAAUGAGUGGACAGCAGAAAAGCUGAGGCAAAGGCUUAUAACAAAUGCAUCCAACCGACUGGAGUUACAAUUGUUUAUGCUCUCUGGCCUUCCAGACACUAUAUUUGAGAUAACAGAGUUACAAUCCUUAAAGCUAGAAAUUAUAAAUAAUGUUAUGAUUCCAGCAACCAUUGCUCAGCUUGACAAUCUUCAAGAACUGUCCUUGUGUCAGUGUUCUGCAAAGAUUCACAGUGCAGCCCUGGCAUUCCUAAAGGAGAAUCUCAAGAUUCUGAGAGUUAAGUUUGAUGAUAUUCGAGAGCUUCCUCCUUGGAUGUAUGGGUUACGCAACCUGGAAGAAUUAUACUUAAUUGGUUCAUUAAGCCCUGAUGUAUCAAAAAACAUCACACUUGACUCAUUCCGUGAACUGAAAAGCCUUAAACACUUAUUUAUAAAGAGUAAUUUAUCCAAAAUUCCUCAAGGUGCUGUUGAUGUUUCUGCCCAUCUUCAAAAACUCUGCAUUCAUAAUGAUGGGUCCAAGCUGGUCAUGCUAAACAAUUUGAAAAAGAUGGUCAACCUAACUGAGCUGGAGCUCAUACACUGUGACUUGGAUCACAUACAUCACUCCAUUUUCAGUCUGUUAGCACUGGAGGAACUGAAUUUAAAGGAAAAUAAUCUGAAGUCUAUUCAAGAAAUAGUUAGUUUUCAACACCUGCGCAAGCUUACAAUCUUAAAAUUGUGGUACAACAGCAUUACACAUAUCCCAGUGGAAAUAAAAAAACUAACAAGCUUGGAGAGGCUUUACUUCAGCCACAAUAAAAUAGAGGUUCUCCCCUCUCAGCUGUUUCUAUGCCACAAACUCCGAUACUUAGAUUUGUCCUACAAUGACAUACGAUUCAUUCCACCAGAAAUUGGAGUGAUGCAGUCUUUACAGUAUUUUUCAAUUUCUUGCAACAAAGUGGAGAGUGUUCCUGAUGAACUGUACUUCUGCAAGAAGCUGAUCACGUUAAAAAUAGGAAAAAAUAACUUGUGUUCACUCUCACCAAAAAUUGGCAAUUUGGUAUAUUUGUCUUAUUUGGAUAUUAAAGGCAAUCACUUUGAAACCCUACCAGCAGAACUUGGUGACUGCAGAGCCCUGAAAAAGAAUGGGCUCAUUGUAGAGGACAUCCUUUUUGAAACAUUGCCAUUCGAUAUAAGGGAACAAAUGAAAUCUGAGUAAUGGACCUGAGCAAAUGCUAGUCAUUACUGGGCAUUAUUUAAAUGUAUGUACAUGCUAUUGUAAAUGUUGUUGGUACAUAGGUGGGCAGCAUUCUAUAUUGGAAGGUUUAUUAUUCAAGGAAAGAUUUAGUCUUAUAAAUCAUUAAGUUCCAAGUCGAGGAACAGCUGUAAUAUAUAAUUCAUUUUAACUAUUACUAAAGGAGUGUAGGUAAAGGUGCUGUACCAGGUUAGCCAAUCGAAACCUUCUAGCAUAAAACUGUAUGCCAUGCACCAUGGCAUGCAGUUUAUGCUCUGCAACUGCAUGAUCAGGUGGCGCAACAUGCAGUGGAAGCCUGGUACUUUACCUCCUAAUUAAAGGAGAACUAAAGCGUAACUAAAGAAGUAGGGCAGAAAUUUUGAACAUUAUGUUUUGGGCUUCUAUACCAGCACAAGGCAACCACAACACUUUAGCAGUAAAGGUAUGUGCCUUCAAAGAUGUAGUAGCCCCCCAUGUUAUUUUCUGCUGGUUCUCUGCACAUGCUCUGUGCUGCUGUCUGUUACUGAGCUUAGGGGCUCAAAUAGUAAAUAUAGGGGCCGAUUCAUCAAGCUCGAGUGAAGGAUUCGAAGUAAAAAAACUUCGAAUUUCGAAGUGUU
This is a messenger RNA of Xenopus laevis (African clawed frog), 3478 nucleotides long. It is a transcript of the gene lrrc8c.S, whose product is annotated as volume-regulated anion channel subunit LRRC8C-like. Bases 333 to 2846 code for a protein of 837 amino acids. The record is from RefSeq and is a predicted model, not a curated record. Lineage: Eukaryota; Metazoa; Chordata; Amphibia; Anura; Pipidae. The transcript is spliced from 4 exons.